CGACAUGUUCUUAAAUCGUUUCAACGAUAUGUGUUUCUGAAGUCAAAAAGUGACGUUUUUGCACCAAAAGUGCUAAACGCAGAAAAACCCUUGCCUGUUACGAUUGUCGUUUUGGGUUAGGGUUUUCUGAAACUUCUCCACUAUUCUUUCUCAGCCUCAGCUCUGUACGUCCAUGGAGUUCGACGGUGGAGACGCCUCUCAAAUUACUCGCGAAAUAGAAACUCUCAAAGCCACUAGGACCGACAUAGACAGUCGAAUAUCAGCCCUGGAAACUCAGCUUCACGAGAUUAAUCUUAGUCAUGAGAAGAACGCCGUCCUUAACGAUGGCUCUUGUCCCCCGAUUUCGACCGUUGUUUCGGGCUUCGGUCACGAGUUAUCGUCCGAUAUGAUUUAUCGUUACAGUCGGCACCUUUUGCUUCCUUCGUUUGGAGUCCAAGGGCAGUCGAAUCUCUUAAAGUCAUCCAUUGUAGUGGUUGGAGCUGGUGGGUUGGGCUCGCCUGCUCUGCUGUAUCUUGCUGCUUGUGGUGUUGGCCGAUUGGGAAUUGUCGAUCAUGAUGUGGUUGAGCUUAAUAAUAUGCACAGGCAGAUUAUUCAUACCGAACAGUAUAUUGGUCAGCCAAAAGUAAAAUCAGCUGCUGCUGCUUGUCGAUCGGUCAACUCUUCUAUUAAAAUUGUGGAACACACAGAAGCUUUACGCACCUCCAAUGCUUUGGAGAUUCUUGGCCAAUAUGAUAUUGUAGUAGAUGCAACUGACAAUGCACCUAGCCGUUACAUGAUUAGUGAUUGCUGCGUGGUAUUAAGGAAGCCUCUUGUAUCUGGUGCUGCACUGGGACUGGAAGGUCAGCUCACAGUGUACAAUUACAACGGUGGUCCAUGCUACCGAUGUUUAUUUCCCACUCCACCACCUUCAACAGCAUGCCAAAGAUGCGCUGACAGUGGUGUUUUGGGAGUUGUGCCUGGUGUAAUUGGCUGCCUCCAAGCUCUAGAGGCAAUUAAGAUUGCAAGUGCAGUUGGUGAACCUCUCUCAGGAAGGAUGCUUCUUCUUGAUGCAUUGUCAGCACGAAUUAGAAUUGUCACCAUCAGGGGAAGGUCAUUGCAAUGUGAAGUCUGUGGUGAAAAUUCAUCAUUCACUAACAAAAAAUUUAAGGAAUUUAAUUAUGAGAAGUUCACUCAGACUCCACUGUCUUCGUCACCUAUGAAAUUAAAUUUACUUGAGGAAGAUUCCAGAAUAAGCACCACAGAAUUAAAGGAGAAAAUAGUUAAAGGUGAAGCAUAUGUAUUGGUUGACGUUCGUCCAGAACACCAUUUCAAGAUUGUUUCUCUUCCUGGGUCCUUGAACAUCCCUCUCCGAAGUUUGGAGGCUAGGCUUCCUGAAAUCUCUUCAGCUUUAGAGGAAGAGAGUAAUAAAGCAGGGUCUGGUUCAGGUGCCCAAUUAUAUGUAAUGUGUAGACGAGGUAAUGAUUCUCAGAGGGCUGUUCAGUCCCUUCACAAAUUGGGUUUCACUUCAGCCAAGGAUAUCCUUGGGGGACUAGAGGGUUGGGCCAGGGAUGUGGAUCCAAACUUGCCUAUGUAUUAGCAGAUUUACUUCUUCUUGGUACUUCUUAAUUGAUGAACAAUGUAGACUUGAAAGACUAAUAUAUUUAUAUGUUUUUUUUGGCUA
Molecule: messenger RNA, 1660 nt
Organism: Cannabis sativa
Lineage: Eukaryota; Viridiplantae; Streptophyta; Magnoliopsida; Rosales; Cannabaceae
Product: adenylyltransferase and sulfurtransferase MOCS3
Exons: 11
Coding region: 173-1576 (467 amino acids)
Biological process (GO): tRNA wobble position uridine thiolation
Cellular component (GO): cytosol; cytoplasm
Molecular function (GO): thiosulfate-cyanide sulfurtransferase activity; adenylyltransferase activity; URM1 activating enzyme activity
Source: RefSeq, a predicted model, not a curated record